This is a messenger RNA of Pongo pygmaeus (Bornean orangutan), 3396 nucleotides long. RefSeq names its product syntaxin 2 (gene STX2). The coding region runs from base 152 to 1018 and encodes 288 amino acids. Gene Ontology annotation, molecular function: SNARE binding; SNAP receptor activity. The transcript has 11 exons. Gene Ontology annotation, biological process: synaptic vesicle fusion to presynaptic active zone membrane; exocytosis; intracellular protein transport. Lineage: Eukaryota; Metazoa; Chordata; Mammalia; Primates; Hominidae. The record is from RefSeq and is a predicted model, not a curated record. Gene Ontology annotation, cellular component: plasma membrane; presynaptic active zone membrane; SNARE complex.
GCGGUUGCCGUGGCAGCGCCGGCUCCAGGGAGGGCUGCUGGCGCCGGGCCGGGACCGCGGGACCUGAGGUGGCGACCGGAGAGCCCGCGGCCCGGCCAGAGGCAGCUCGGGACAGGCUUGAGCGGCGGGGCGCGCUGCCCGGCCGGCGGGGAUGCGGGACCGGCUGCCAGACCUGACGGCGUGUAGGAAGAAUGAUGAUGUAGACACAGUUGUUGUGGUUGAGAAAGAUCAUUUCAUGGAUGAUUUCUUCCAUCAGGUUGAGGAGAUUAGAAACAAUAUUGAUAAAAUAACUCAAUAUGUUGAAGAACUAAAGAAAAACCACAGCAUCAUUCUUUCUGCACCAAACCCGGAAGGAAAAAUAAAAGAAGAGCUUGAAGAUCUGAACAAAGAAAUCAAGAAAACUGCGAAUAAAAUUCGAGCCAAGUUAAAGGCUAUUGAACAAAGUUUUGAUCAGGAUGAGAGUGGGAACCGGACUUCAGUGGAUCUUCGGAUACGAAGAACCCAGCAUUCGGUGCUGUCUCGGAAGUUUGUGGAAGCCAUGGCGGAGUACAACGAGGCACAGACUCUGUUUCGGGAGCGGAGCAAGGGCCGCAUCCAGCGCCAGCUGGAGAUAACUGGGAGAACCACCACAGACGACGAGCUAGAAGAGAUGCUGGAGAGUGGGAAGCCAUCCAUCUUCACUUCCGAUAUUAUAUCAGAUUCACAAAUUACUAGACAAGCUCUCAAUGAAAUCGAGUCACGUCACAAGGACAUCAUGAAGCUGGAGACCAGCAUCCGAGAGUUGCAUGAGAUGUUCAUGGACAUGGCUAUGUUUGUGGAGACUCAGGGUGAAAUGAUCAACAACAUAGAAAGAAACGUUAUGAAUGCUACAGACUAUGUAGAACACGCUAAAGAAGAAACAAAGAAAGCUAUCAAAUAUCAGAGCAAGGCGAGAAGGAAAAAGUGGAUAAUUAUCGCUGUGUCAGUGGUUCUGGUUGCCGUAAUCGCUCUAAUUAUUGGCUUGUCAGUUGGCAAAUGAUGGUGUGGAUAACGUCAGUGUGCAUGCCUCUCUGCCAGGGUGGACAACAACAUUGUCAUAGCAACCAUAUCCCAAGAGCCAUUUAUCCUUGAGACUCAGACCACAUCUGCAACCAAAUCAGCAUCCUGUCAUUUCGUGAAUGAAUCUCAGACGCUGUAACCCGGCAUCGAGUGCUGACCUUUUAAUGUAUGAGUUCAUGGAAGAAGCACAACCGAACGUCUUGUUCAGUGAAAGCGCCUUAAGCACAGUGGGUGUGAUGCGUGACCCUGAAUGACACACUACAGAAUGUGAGCAGUGUGAGACUUCUCUCACUGGCCUUGAAAUAAGAAAAUAUUGAACAUUUUAAUAUUAAAAAUAUUUCAGUGUUACAAAUGUGCAUGAAGUUUAAUUAGGAAGGAAUGCUUUAUGUUAUGAAGCUUUUUUUUUUUAUUUUUUAUUUUUUUAUUUGAGACGGGAGUCUCACUUUGUCAUCCAGGCUGGAGUGCAGUGAUGUGAUCUCGGCUCACUGCAACCUCAGCCUCCAGGUUCAAGCAAUUCUCCUGCCUCAGCCUCCCGAGUAGCUGGGAUUACAGGCAUGUGCUAACACACCCAGCUAAUUUUUUGUGUUUUUUUUUUUUUAGUAGAGACGGGGUUUUACCAUGCUGACCAGGCUGGUCUCAAACUCCUGACCUCAUGAUCCACCCACCUCAGCCUCCCAAAGUGCUGGGAUUACAGGCGUGAGCCACCGGGCAGGCCGUUCUGAAGCUUUUAGAUCUCAGGUCUAAGGCUUCCUUUCCCUCCCUCUCCCAGCUAGUAUGUGCUAAUUAAGAGACCUUUUAUACUGUUGUGUUUAUUGCCUGUUUGAAGAAAUAAUUUUUAUCACGUUUUUGUAAGAUAUCUAUAAUUUUAAAUGUUUAUAAAUUGUUUAAUAUAUUAGCAUCUUAAUUUACCCCAUUUUUAUAUACUGAAUGUGGCCUUUUGAGUGAAAUAGGAAGCUUCAUGGUGUUGGAGCCACCUUUGUACAGUUGUUUACAAAGUUUCCCAUUGUCACAGAAAACAUUGGUUGCAAAGCCCCUCAAAGCCCUCAAGUGCCUUCUGUGAGUUGAAAUGUGCUGGUGCCCUCCAGAAAAGCCUCGGCCUCAGCUCCAUUUCCGCCUGUUCCCUCCCCCGGGAUAAUGAAUGGUUACUGCGCUGUAAAGACCGUGGUCUCUUCACUAAAUAGGAGAUUCGAGUUUCCCAGUUCACAUGAAUAAAGUCUGAAUUUAAGACGGUGAUGAAACUGAGGUUCAGUACUCUCAGGACUCGAGGAAAUUAUUCCUGAGACAUCGAGUAAUUCUUAUAAAUUUAAACUAUUGUACAGAUCACAUACAUGUUGUUAAGUACCUAAUGUUUUGCUGAGCUUUAAAAGUUAAUUUCCAAAAUGUAUAGGGAUUCAUGAUAAUUAAACCUUUUUAUUUCUCAUUUUUUCAGUAGAAGAAUAUGACUUAUUUUUAGACUUGUAAAAUGUAUGAACUGGUGAGCAGACAUCUGUUUAGAGAGUCACUAGUCAGAAUGUUAAAAGAGUGCAUGAAGGAUGCCUCAAAUAUCGUUAACUCUUGUUACUCCUGUAUGUGGUGGUGUAAGCAUGUGACUUUUAACACCAUUUGGUUUGAAACUAAUGUAGAGAUGCCUGAUUCCAAACAGGUGUGGAGAAUAUUGAAUGGCUCAGAAGCUGCGUCCCUUACUUAACACAAUGCCGAAUCUCCCUCAUCCAUGACGUGUCCAUUGAAUCACUCGCUGGUGGUCGCUGUGUGGCAGUUACUAGGCGAAUUCUGCCUCUGACUGUUUUUUUCUUUUGGUCGUCAAACACCCUGUCAUGGGAUGUGCCCACUGAUUAGUGGCUAUGUUGAAGGUAUCACUUGUCUUGAGGGUUUUCAAUAUUUCAGGAUCAUGCUGGUGGCAGCAGGACUCCACGCCUCUGUGGAAUCAUGUCCAUGGGGGGGGGACCUGCCUCCCGUGAUGUCCCACCUUUCCUUCAAGGUCCGUCAUAUGAGUCCUCCCCUUUUACAACACUUAUUAUGGUAUUUUUCAAGUUAUUCUUCUUAGAUUUGCAGUAUCUACUGAAAUUUGUGUUUUUAUAGUUGAAGUUAUGAAAAUACUAUUUGAUUUGUAUUUAGAUAUUUAAGUCACUUGUCCAAUGACGUGUGUGUCUAAGCCUCAUGUACCGAUUUGAAGUCAGACUAAAAAUGUAUUUACAGAUUCACUUGUGACUUUUUAAUCGGUUCUUCAAAUAUUUCAUGUUUACAUUAAAAAUUUCCAGAGAAGCAUAGAAGUAUUCACUUCCUGCCUUGUCAUUUCUGGAAAGAUUUUGAGGAGAUACUUUAUUGCAUAUUCAUUAAUAAAUUGUUCUACUAGGCAAA